UUARRGAUUUUUGAAGCUUCUGAAAUUGUAAAAUUUCAAUAAUGGAUUAUAAAAGGACAACCUGUCUCRCCACUGGCGUUUCUUCGUGCUUGGCUUCCUUCAUGAUAACAGUUCCAAACCUUCUUCUACUUCUUGUCAUCAUAAAGAACCCGCUAAAACUUCUACGAAAACCUUGCACGAGUUUCAUCGCGGGACUWGCUUUUGUWGACCUUCUCACAGGUACCGUAGGAUCCACAACGUUUGCCUACCACGAACUAGGACGGUGUUUUGCACAGGGUGUUUUCAAGCGGCCUUUUUUCAGAGAUAAUGUCUCCAUGUCAGUUUUGUUUGUAACUGUCAAUUGUUCGAUUCUUAUAGGGACGGCUUUGUCCGUGGAAAGACUCUUUGCUGUAGUUUGGCCUCAUUUUUUUCRUGCUUCAAUCACUAUUAAGAAGACUUGUGCGUGCACCAUAAUCAUAUUCUGUGUUUCAACAGCGUUUAUCCUCAUCCCGUCUGAAGCCUUGCCACCUGGUCUAUUCGAACUGGUAGAUAUGGUUGUAAACAUGAUCCUUCCAUUUGUCAUCAUCGUUCUGAGCUACAUMAUUAUUUACUGCAAACUAAGGCAGCAAAAAAGAGCAACWUUUCCACGUGAAUCAASCAAUGGAGAAUUUCAAAGAGGCCGCGCGGUUCCAGAUAGAAAUAUGGCGAUUCAGAAAAAACUUUCAGUGACAUCUUUCUUCAUUGUGSUUUCUCUUGGGCUGUCAAUGCUUCCUUACAUCAUACUAACAGCUAUUGAAGGCGAAUGUGCAAAUUGUGUCGCAAAGCCGUGGUUUUUUGUGGCAUGGCGUACUUCAGUACCUCUUGUCAUGUGUAGCGCAAUUUUGAAUCCAAUAAUUUGCUACACCAGGCUGCGGAGCUACAAUASAUCGAUAAAAGCGAUGCUCAGACUACCUGUGGUGGAAGAACAGAUGGCACCAUCGAUGACGAGUGGAAUGGAGACGAAWCUGUGAUGUCAUCAUAAUGAACGCGGUGUUUGAAAACACUUAUGAUAAAUGACCUGUAUACACCCUUUUAAUAAGUCCCGAGGUAUUGUGUUCUCCGUACUU
Messenger RNA from Exaiptasia diaphana, 1085 nucleotides. Its product is annotated as growth hormone secretagogue receptor type 1-like. Gene Ontology annotation, molecular function: G protein-coupled receptor activity. The transcript has a single exon. Gene Ontology annotation, cellular component: membrane. NCBI's taxonomy places the organism in Eukaryota, Metazoa, Cnidaria, Anthozoa, Actiniaria, Aiptasiidae. Bases 42 to 989 code for a protein of 315 amino acids. The record is from RefSeq and is a predicted model, not a curated record. Gene Ontology annotation, biological process: G protein-coupled receptor signaling pathway.